UUUUCAUUGAAAUUUUGAUUAAUAUUUUGUUUAUAAAAAUUAUCUAAAGAAAUAAAUUAUUGAAUGGUUAAAAAAUAUGAAUCUUCUUUCUUUCUAUAAAAACAUAAAUUUAAUUUGAAAUAUAAAGACUUUGUUUACAUAAAUUCAAUAAAAUUUAUAGCAUAUCUAUAUUAUUAAAGAAUUAUUAACAUUUUAAUAUUAUAUAUGUGCUAUGUAGCUUUUUGUAAACAAAAAAUUGUACAUUUACAAUGGAAAACAAAAAAACGUUAUUAAAAAGAAUACUAAUACCGCGAUACAAUUCUCUAACAUCGUGACACAUCUAAAGUAUAUAAUAUUUACAUGGAAAACAAAAAUCAUUCUUGCAAAAGCCAACACCCGCGCGGGCGCGCGGAUCCAUCUCUAGUACUAAUUAAGUUGUGUGUUUUUAUUUGCAGUGUUGAAUGGUAGUAUUGUACUGUAUUUGAAGUUUUGUAAUUUUAUUUGUUUAAAUAUUAUUAAUUUAGUAUUACUAUUUUUAAGAAAUUAGUUAAGAAAUAAAACACUGAAAACUAUGUCAUUUUUUAAUUAUUUAAAUUAAUUAAAAUAAUAAAUUGUCACUAAUAUUAACUAGAAGAUGAUUUAGAGUGUUAAAAAGGUGUUGAAUAAGUUGACCAGAAAAAAAUCGUUCAGAUGGACCUUUCAUACAAAAUUUAAGAAAAGUCGUCUCUUUCAAAAAGUUUACACAAUAUGAGUGUAUUUGUUUACUUAAGCAAACAAUUUGGUCUUUUAUUUCAAAUCGGAUACCGAGUCUUGUUCUAGAUAUUUCGGGUUAUGGUUUUUAUCCGAACCAAAUGGAUAUUCGAAACCCCUCUCCUCUCCCCACCCCCAAAUAACUGAAUCCCAAUUCAACCCCAACUAAAUUCGAUUGGACAUCCAAACGUCCAUGUGUUUAAUAUAAAUCAAUAUGAUUAAAUGUUCAGGUUGGCCUUUCAUGCAAUGUUUAAGAAAAUUCAGCUCGUUUUAAAAGAUUAUACAAUAAGAGGUCCUUAUAUUGCAAUAUUUACUUAAACAAUUGUCGUCUUCUUUGUCCCACUCUUUCUCUCUCACACACUGAAUUACCUUCCGAAUCGGUCCACUUUCUUUCUCUCUCUACAUUGUCUGUUCAACUUCUCAACAUUUAAAAAAAACCCUACGCUGGCUUGUGAUUUCAAGGGUUUUAAAAGUCCCCAAUCAGACUUAGCCCUAAAGAUAAAGGCGAAAGGUGUCGACUUUGUGCGAUUCUUUUUGUUUCUCUGCCUUUUUUUUUAUUACAUUGCCUUGUUUUUUUUAUGUCGUAAAACCAAAUUAGCAAAGAACAGCCUUUGAAAACUAGGGUUUUAUCUUUGGUGUUUUGAUCCUACUGGUUAGUUUAUCUGAUUCACCGUUACAUCGGUGCAUAGAUUCUGUAAUGGUUAUGUCAAAAGAUAAGAUUUUUAUUUCACUUUUUUCAGUUUUGACAUGGGUUCAUAGAUAGUGUUGGCUAGUAGAAGUUUUCUGAGUAAGAUUCUUCUUAGAUUCUUGAGUUUUAUUAAUUUUUCGCUUCCCAUUUCGUAUUGCAGGUUGCUAAAUUUGUAAGCAAUGAGUCCUGGUCACAGCAAAAUGCCUUCAGAUUCGAUAAAAGUAGUCCCGGGUAGGAGUAAACUGCGGGUUGAAUCUUCAAACCCAGUUGCCAGAGGGACUCCAAUGCGUAGAACUUCAAAGGUGAUGUUGAUCACUCCAGAGGAAGCUGUUAAACUAUCUUCCGGAUUCAAUCAAGUGCUUGUUCCUCCAGUUUCUGAAUCCCCGAGACCUAAGAUUGCUCGAGCAACUUCUGAGUCACCAAGACCUAAGAUUGCUCGAGCAACUCCUGAGUCACCAAGACCUAAGAUUGCUCGAGCAACUUCUGAGUCACCAAGACCUGUUCUGGCUGUUAAAAUUCCUGAAGCGCUAAGACCUGUCCCGGCUGUUCGAACUCCUGAAGCAUCAAGACCUGUCCUGACUCGACCCACUUUUGAACCACCAAGAUCUGUAGCGGCUCAUUCUGCAACAGGUUUAAGAAAAAAGAUUGUGUGCGGUCUUCCAGCUAUGAGUUUGAAUACUACAACAGUUAGACGGAGAACCAAUCCAAGAAGUUUCCAUCAAUCUACGGAUGGCCUUCCUCCUAGUCCACGUGCUUUGCAGAUUCGUUCAAGGAUUAAACAACAAGCAGCUACUACUGCAACACAUACUGUAGAAGGGACAGUUGUAGAAGUUGGUGAUAAAGCUAAAGAUCAUGAUGCCAAGGAGACAUGUCAACCAGCCUCUAAUGAAAGAAUCUCAGAGUUGCUUCGUUAUCUACCAGCUCUGCAUCCUACUUGGAAGGGACGCAUUGUGGAUUCUGCUUCACUGCCUGAGUUCGACUGCGAGUUUUGUGCUAAACCAGCAUCCAAUAUCAGCAGGAAGGCACUGAGACUUUCAAAAGCGAUGCCAACGUUACUCGAGGUAGAACUGCUUCCGACAGGACAUAUUCUGAACGAUGUGUUUCACAGAAGCCCGAGGCUAUCAGAUGUGGAAUUGUACCUUUUCUCGGAUGAAAAGGAAACAGAAAGGUCUAAAAUGGAACAUGCUCAUCUGUUUGAGGCCAUGUCGACUCGCAAUGCCAUGAUCAAAGCUAAUAUAAACGGCACAGAGCUGUUGAUAUUCUCCUCCAAACAAUUGGACCAGACUUCCCAGUUCUUCCUCAAGAAGCAGUACAAAACAGAAAACUAUCUUUGGGGCUUCUUUCUCUCACAAGCACAUGUUCCAGGAACUUCUUAUCAAACUGAUAGAGACGUUGUUGACAUGGACAUAGACACUGAGUACCCAACCCCGAAUCUAGCUCUCAAGCUAAUAGCAGAAUCACAAAGCAUUCCCUCAAGCUCACCAGUGAAACGGAAAAGAGAAGUUAACGCGCCUCCUCCUGGUUUCGAGAAGGCGAACAAACAAGUUAGCGUGCCUCCUGGCUUCGAGAAGAUAUGGACACCACCCUUGGUGACACUCAACAUACACGGAACUUCAAACGCUCUCUCUGGUCUAACAGGAUCCGCUGGAUUAGUGCGUAACGAGUCAGGGAAGUGGGUGUUCGGGUACAGCAGGUGUCACAAGAGCAUCUCCGAAGCCGCGGCUGUGCUUUUGGCGAUCUACCAUGGUCUUAAACUCCUCUGGGACAGCGGCUGCCGAAGAAUCCGCUUGGAGACGACGAGCUUUGACGUCCUCGGUGCUCUGACAACAAAACCAGACCUCUUCUACAAGAGAAAAUCGAUUCUGGGACUGUGCAAGGACAUGAUAUUGAAGAGCUGGGAGUGUGACGUUUACCAUGUCGCCAAAGAGGAGAACUCGUGUGCGGAGUGGCUAGCUAGCAGAUUAGAUGGAGAGCAGAUUCAAGGAUUGGUUUUCUUCGAGUACCCUCCUCUAGGCCUCGUGGAUCUUCUGGAGAAAGACCGUCUUGCAGCUACCAAAUAACAGUCACAGUGAUGAGCACAGUUUUAGAUAGAGGUAGGUACAUAUCUUGAGAAUUUUGAGUGUUAAUGUGACAUCGCAUAAGUAAGUACUAGUGGAGUUUCAUUGUAACCCAAGACUCCUUUUGUGAAGAAUCUAAAUAAUAUGGUGUAACCAAA
Messenger RNA from Brassica rapa (field mustard), 3632 nucleotides. RefSeq lists its product as uncharacterized. Gene Ontology annotation, biological process: negative regulation of transcription elongation by RNA polymerase II. Gene Ontology annotation, molecular function: histone reader activity; nucleic acid binding; RNA-DNA hybrid ribonuclease activity. NCBI's taxonomy places the organism in Eukaryota, Viridiplantae, Streptophyta, Magnoliopsida, Brassicales, Brassicaceae. The record is from RefSeq and is a predicted model, not a curated record.